Messenger RNA from Mucor mucedo, 729 nucleotides. RefSeq lists its product as uncharacterized. The transcript is spliced from 6 exons. Gene Ontology annotation, molecular function: proton transmembrane transporter activity. Gene Ontology annotation, biological process: proton motive force-driven ATP synthesis. NCBI's taxonomy places the organism in Eukaryota, Fungi, Mucoromycota, Mucoromycetes, Mucorales, Mucoraceae. The record is from RefSeq and is a predicted model, not a curated record. Bases 1 to 729 code for a protein of 242 amino acids.
AUGGCUUUCCGUUUGAUUACCAAGAAUGCUGCAACUGCUGCCCUUGUUGCCCGUCCCACCUUAAUGAACGCUUCUCGUCAAUCUUUGGGUGCUACUGCUGUCCGUCACUUCACCACCAAAAAAGAAGAUGAGCCCAAGGAGAAGGCUAACAGCAUUAUCAACUCUCUUCCCGGUAACUCUUUCGUUUCCAAGACUGGUUUCCUUACUUUAGGUACUGGUGUUGCCACUUACUUGAUUUCUAAGGAAAUCUAUGUCUUUAACGAAGAAACCUUGGUUCUUGUCUCCACUGGUGCUCUUCUCGGUCUUAUCUUGAAGUACCUCAGAGAACCUUUCAACAGCAUGGCCAACGAGCACAUCAACCGUAUCAAGAGCAUCUUGGUUCAAGCUCGUGAUGACCAUAAGACUGCUGUCAAUGAGCGUAUCUCCGAAGUUGGACAAAUGAAGGAUCUUGUUGAUGUUACCAAGGCCCUCUUUGAGCUCUCUCGUGAAACUGCCAAGUUAGAAUCUGAAGCCUUUGUCUUGAAGCAACAAGUUGCUGUUGCUCAUGAAGCCAAGGCUACUUUGGAUUCUUGGGUUCGUCAUGAAGCUAACGUCCGUGAUCGCGAACAAAAGCAAUUGGCUGCUUACUUGAUCGAGAAGAUCAACAAGGACUUGCAAGACUCCAAGAUUCAACAACAAAUUCUUGAUCAAGCUAUCUUGGAUAUCCAAAGAAUUGCCAAGACCAACUAG